AUGGGUGGUGGUGGUGGUGGUGGUGUGGGCGGCUCGGAUGUCUGCCAAGGACCGGCGCCUGCUGCAGAUGAUCCUGGUGAUCUUUCGGCGCCUUCCUGGUGUGCUACCUGCCCAUCACCGUGGCCAAGACCUUCUUCCGCAACAAGGACUGGCACGCGCUCAACAUCGCCGCCUACGUGCUCGUCUACCUCGCCUCCUGCGUCAACCCCAUCAUCUACGUCGUCAUGUCCUCCGAGUACAGACAGGCCUACACCGAACUGCUGUGCUGUCGGCGCGGGUCCGGCGCUGGCGGCAGCGGCAGCGGCGGCCAAGACGGGGCAGCGGCGGCUGCGGCGGGGGCGGGGCGGUGGGGCGGCGGCGGCUGCUGUGGCGGACGGGCGGCUGCGCGAACCCGCUCGCCGAGAGCCUGACGCCACGCCCCGCCCCCGACCUCUCCACCGGCCCGCCAGAGCGCUCUAGGGGCGGCCGCCACUAACUACCUGGCCAGACGCGCUGCGCUCUGGCGCCGGCGGAAGGAGAACUCUGUGGUGCCCGUGGACCGUCGGGGAUGGGGGAUGAUGGCGUGAGAGACGUAGUGACUGAAGAAAGACCUUUCGCUGUGUUGUCGGUGUAAAUAAUAUAUGAUAUUUGCGGUUGUUUUUUUUUUUUACAUCUUCGGUCCUGUGAAGUGUCGUACUGUCGUAGCAUGUUUUGAUCGUGUUGGAAUAUUGUCGUGUUUCGUAUGUUAAUUUUUUGUUACCGCUUUUAUUAUUAAAAUGUAGUUGCUGGCAUUUAUUGUACCACAAUAAAGUGUUCACGAAUUUUGCUGUUUCACUUUUACUGCUGCUGCCACCUUCUUUAACAGUUGUAUACCAAUGGGGGGGUGACCGAGAGGACCUAGGAUCGACUCCCGACGCUGCGCAGAGGUCUAAAAGGCGAAUCUCAGCGGAGCCAGACCCUCCCUCCCCAACAUUUUAUAAUCGACUUUUUGUUUAGUGAAUUUGAUCCUCAAUGUUAGUAGAAUAAAAUUUAUUAGUUGGUUUAUUUUUGCUGCUCGCGUUUGCCAUCUUGGGAGAGACAAUUUCUUACCUUAACUUCAAGGAAGCGCUACGCGAGUUUUGUCGCUUUUGACAGAUACCCGAAGAUACAAAAGUGCAUGCUUUGUUCCGAAUGAAAGGUGAAUGCGAAGCUCUUCAUAUGGAAGUUGCUCAGUCAAAUUACGGCGUGCGUUCUGUAGUCAUCCACCGUCAUCUGUUUCCCGUUGCGCGCAGAGACGUCAAAUAUGAACUACUGUGUUUUGUGAAGGACAAGCUUAUUACGAGAAAUGCGAAGAAAGAACGGAGAAACUACGAGGAGCCCAACUUCAUUAAAAGGUAUUCUAGGUGGUCAGAUGUUGCUGUUCAAUUUCCGGAAAUGACACGCACAAACAAUAUCUCCUAGUAGAAUGGAAACUACUCACCUACCAGUUAAGGCAUCUCGGAGAGCGCAAAAGCUUUAAUGAAUGUACUGAGACGGACAGGAGGAAGCGCAUUCAAACAUUACUUGCAUCGCACUCGAAGGAAGAAAUUGUGUUCGCAGGAAGACAUCCAUUGCGUAAGUCCAGCCAAAGAGAUGAUCACAACAACUCCUACCUGAGCUACACAAUUUUUAAAGCUCUUAAAAAACCAAGUCCUUUUCCAGUACCACUUACUGCCCAAGGAGCUUUGCAUUUAUGGUAGAGAAUAACACCAUGAAGAGGCAAUAUAUUAAUAUUAGAUCGGAAACAAAGAGGUGAAAGUGUCAUAUAUUAUUGCAUCUGUUAUGGGCCUCGACGAAGAUAUAUUCGAAUUUUACAACAAUCCUGACCACAAUAUCUUCCGGUUUUACAAUAAACUCGAAUGCAUUCGAAGAUUACGCUUUAAGUACUGCAAGUCUCUUUACAUCACAUUAUCCAUGCAUUGUAUUAUAUGCCUUCUUCCAUUCACAACGUUUUGAUUCACGGUUAAAAGAUAUUGAACACGCCAUAUUGUCUAUUGCACAAUUAUCUGAGGAAGCUCAAGAAACAAGACAAAGAUGUGAGAAGAUACAGAUGGGGUCAUGCUAGAAAAUGAUCCCGAAGAGAGAACUUAUAAGAUAUUUUCCAUACACUCUCCUGGUAACUUCAGACCCACUGCUUUCACAGACUUAUCAAAGGUUACGAAAGAGAACACUACCAUUUUUGCGGCAGUGUUAAGUUUAUUAAAGUGUGUAUAAUCUCUAUACAAGCCUGAAAAUGAUUCCUCCGAUUUCUCGAAAAUGCGCAUCAGAGUAUUCUGAUUCUCAAUUAUUUUAAAAAACUAAAUGGACCAACCUCAAAUUGUGAUAUUUUGGAAUGUGCUUUAGAUAUUCCUUUUAUUUUUAAUUUUACUAAUGAUUAUCUAGUUACUAUAAUACAAGGAACACUACUUUUAAAGUGUUCUUUAUAUUUAAAAUUAACAUAAAUUCAUUAUUAACAAUAAACAUUAAUCAGUUAAGUGAAGUAUAUUUAAUAUGAAUCAGUUUCACAACCC
Molecule: messenger RNA, 2507 nt
Organism: Gryllus bimaculatus (two-spotted cricket)
Lineage: Eukaryota; Metazoa; Arthropoda; Insecta; Orthoptera; Gryllidae
Source: the annotation of a GenBank genome assembly